ACAUCAUGCGAAAGCCAAGAGUUUGGGAGACCCCAACUUUCAAGUGUUAUAUGAGACAUUGAACACAGAGGAAUUAACAAACUAAAAUAUCCUUUAUUUCGGUCUGUCAGAUGUAAUAUAUAGAUCGUUCGAUUGUUAUACUUCACCAUGCUUCAGCGACACUUUGUUCUGGCGCCGCGUCUGAGAAAUGUUCCAGCAUAUCUGACAAGUCGUCCAUUUGCGCCUCGGUUCAAGAGAUACCAGGCUUUCGACACCGGGCUCGACCAAGAGGCUCUUUCUGAAGCUCGCUCGUGGUUUCAAUCUUUCAGCCCAGCACAACUACCGAAAGGAAAUACUACAUACGCCCGCUCGAGUGGACCAGGAGGUCAACACGUCAAUAAGACCGAAACAAAAGCAAUCACAGCAUAUCCAUUGGGACAAUUGCUGCCAGUACUCCCCAAGUCAUUACAUCCUGGCAUUCGCAAGUCCAGGUACUACACAGCAACCAAUGACUCUUUGACGUUCCAAGCGCAAGAUUCACGAUCACGGGAUGCGAAUGCGGAAGACAACAGAAGAAAGCUUAUUGAGGAGGUAACAAGCAUCUACAAAGAUGUGAUACCUGCUGAAACAAGCGCAGAAAAGAAAAAGAAACAUGAGGAGAUUGGCAGAAGAUUCCACGAAACAAGGAUAAAACACAAGAAGUUUACCAGCGCAAAGAAACAAUCACGGAGAGGGCCUUCUGAUUGAGCAAACGCUAGUCAAACAAAGCGAGACAAAACCAGCAGUAUUAACUUGAUGGCGAUAUAGAGAUAUCUUUAGCUUGCGAAAAGGUAUGUACAUUGAAUUGAGUACGAACCUCGAUAUAAUUCUGAAUACUUAUUCAAAAGAAACCUACUGUUCUUUCUCGAUGUUACAGAGCAGGACUAAAGUUUAGAUGGUGAAAGCCGAAAUUGUACGCACAAAUUAAAAGAAAGGAAGCUGCCACUAUUUGAUUUAGUUAGAAAGCAAACAUUUGCGGUAGAUGGUCCAAGGUCUCGCAGCAGGUGACUACUGUGUCUCGGUAUCAGUAGAGUCGCUAAAAUGAGACCCGACAAGAACAGAGCAUGGGUUACAGCAUGAUUUCUCUCAGGGAAUAGAAACCCCAGUUAUGAUG
Fusarium oxysporum Fo47 is the source of this 1132-nucleotide messenger RNA. RefSeq lists its product as uncharacterized. Lineage: Eukaryota; Fungi; Ascomycota; Sordariomycetes; Hypocreales; Nectriaceae. The coding region runs from base 148 to 726 and encodes 192 amino acids. Gene Ontology annotation, biological process: mitochondrial translational termination. Gene Ontology annotation, molecular function: translation release factor activity. The record is from RefSeq and is a predicted model, not a curated record. The transcript is spliced from 3 exons. Gene Ontology annotation, cellular component: mitochondrial large ribosomal subunit.